This is a messenger RNA of Hemiscyllium ocellatum (epaulette shark), 532 nucleotides long. RefSeq names its product metallophosphoesterase domain-containing protein 1-like. The transcript has 2 exons. The annotation marks the transcript as partial. NCBI's taxonomy places the organism in Eukaryota, Metazoa, Chordata, Chondrichthyes, Orectolobiformes, Hemiscylliidae. The record is from RefSeq and is a predicted model, not a curated record.
GAGAGAGAGACAGAGACAGAGAUAGAGAGAGAGAGAGAGAAGGAAAAGGAGAGAGACAGAGACAGAGAGAGAGGGGGAGAGAGAGAGAGAGAAGGAAAAGGAGAGAGAGAGAGAGAGAGAAGGAGGGGAGAGACAGAGAGAGACAGAGACAGAGACAGAGAGAGAGAGGGGGAGAAGGAGAGAGAGAGAUAGACAGAGAAAGACAGAGAGAGAGAGACAGAGAGAGAGAAGGAGGAGGAGAAGGAGAGAGAGAGAGAAGGAGCAGGAGAGAGAGAGAGGGGGGAUCGCGGAUGGAUCCCCGGCCACUCAGCCCGGAAUACCUGCGGCUCAGGAGGGAUCCGCAUCGGAGACUUCGGUUGGAGGAAUUGCCCCCAGGUUCGCCCCCCUCCCCAGGAUACGUCCGGGUGGUCUGUAUCUCGGACACCCACCUGAGAACCAAACAACGGAGCCUCCCUCAGGGCGACAUUCUGAUUCACGCGGGAGACUUCACCCAGACUGGGCAUCGCUCCGAGAUCCUGGCAUUUAGGAACUG